This is a messenger RNA of Saccoglossus kowalevskii, 1089 nucleotides long. RefSeq names its product glycine receptor subunit alpha-2-like. Gene Ontology annotation, molecular function: extracellular ligand-gated monoatomic ion channel activity; transmembrane signaling receptor activity. Gene Ontology annotation, biological process: monoatomic ion transmembrane transport. Lineage: Eukaryota; Metazoa; Hemichordata; Enteropneusta; Harrimaniidae. The record is from RefSeq and is a predicted model, not a curated record. Gene Ontology annotation, cellular component: membrane.
AUGUAUUCACGGGCCAAUAACGUCACCAGUCCACAGAGAGAUGUUAACUACGAUGUGGAAUUCGCAGAGAGAAACCGUCUUCUUGAUGCCAUAUUCGACGAUGGGCGAACCCUCAGCGCAAGACCCAAUGUCAAAGGUCCCGUGAUGGUCACGUGCAGUGUAUUUAUAAUCAGCCUGGACUCGGUUGAAGCAGAAACCAUGGAUUUUUCGAUGACAUUCCAUCUUCAUCAACGGUGGUCCGAUGUUAGGCUACAGCAUCAAGCGUCAACAGACAUAUUACUCCAUUCCUCGGCUGUCUUAAAAAAAGUAUGGAAACCAGAUCUGUAUUUUAAAAAUGAAAGGAGUGGAAGAUAUCACUCGAUAACUACAGAUAACCAGGCUAUGACUAUAUCGCAAAACGGUGAUAUAUUCUAUAGCGCAAGAAUGAGUUUGACCUUGCUGUGUCAUUUACUGUUGAAUGAUUACCCUAUGGACAAAAACGUGUGUCCGAUUUACAUCUCGAGCUUUUCUUACAACAUUAAUGAAAUGAUACUACGAUGGAGGGCAGAAGACCCCAUGCGUAUAACUCAAGAAAAUCACCUUGCUCAGUUUGAAAUUAAACAACUGACAACGCACCAGUACUUCGAAGCGGUUGGAUUAGAAAACUGGUCAUAUUUAGUGGUGCGUGUUCACCUCCACCGUCAAAUGGGCUACCAUCUUCUCACUACAUAUAUACCCAGUACUUUGUUGGUUGUCUUGUCUUGGACCUCGUUCUGGUUACACGCAGAUGCCGUAGCUGCUCGUGUCAGCCUCGGGAUUACAACCUUGCUGACUAUAGCCACGCAGAGCACCGGAGCACGACAAGUGUUGCCCCAUAUAUCAUACCCGACGCGUGUUGUUGUUGGCGACACACGGCAAUCAGCGAGUUUACGAUGCCCAUCAGACAGGGAAGUAUGCAUGACAUGGAGAACAUCGCAGCAGAAGGAGACAAGUUAUAGUGGAACAUUUGAGAAGAUAGCUGUAAAGAUGGACUACACCUGUCGUUAUCUCUUUCCGGCAAUCUUUAUUUUCUUUAAUGCAUGUUAUUGGCCUGUUUAUCUUGCUUUUUGA